Molecule: messenger RNA, 1920 nt
Organism: Caenorhabditis briggsae
Lineage: Eukaryota; Metazoa; Nematoda; Chromadorea; Rhabditida; Rhabditidae
Gene: Cbr-insc-1
Product: Protein CBR-INSC-1
Exons: 14
Coding region: 1-1920 (639 amino acids)
Biological process (GO): apical protein localization; asymmetric cell division; regulation of asymmetric cell division
Cellular component (GO): apical cortex
Molecular function (GO): cytoskeletal adaptor activity
Source: RefSeq, a predicted model, not a curated record
AUGCUAUCCACUUCACUGGGAAACCUUUCGGCUCCUCCAAAACCUCAAAGGCGGAUUGCGAGACUUCGGAGUGUAGCUAAUGAUUGUGCAGCAAGUCUUCCUCAGUUGCUGGAACACAAUUCGAUUUCAGAAACAAUGAAUAAUAACUUUGGAGACAAACGAGAUGCAAGUAGUACGACGUUGUGUUCAUCUGUUCAUGCAGAGUCCUGCCCAACUGACACUGAAGAUGCAAUAAUUCGAAAUAUAAAGUUGCCCGGCUUCCGAGGAAAUAUCUCAAGAGCUCUCAGUCAAAAGAGCAAUUCUCCAUCUGUCUGUCGAACGCCAACUCCUCGAACAGCUCCUCCAUCUUAUGAACAGUUUCAAGUUUUGAGACGGAGCUCAAUGAAAUUUUGUUUUAAUUCAGCAAGUUCACAAUCUCUACACCAUAAAAACAGUAUCCUCUCUCCUCCUCCUCCACCAAAUCCAUCUUCAUCCAGAUCUAACACAGUUACUGUUAAUGGAGUUCAUGUAAAACAAGCGAUGAACAUAAUAGAUACAAGUACUGACAGUGCAAAUACAAUUCUUCGAUCUCCAUACAGUACUCGCUCGGAUAGCAUCACAAGUGUGGACUCUGGUCAAUGUUCAGGGGAUCAGGUGGAAAGAAGAUCGUUGUGUUCUGUGAGGCAAGAAAGUAAAGAGGAAGAUGAUUCGGGAAUGCCGAGUUACGCCAGAAUGGCUAGUACAAUGGAUCAUGUUCUCCGAACAUCUUCAGCGUUGUAUACCCUCUUGUCGUCUCCUCUUGAUCCGAGUAUCUGCAGAGAUUUGUUGGCAAAGUCAUCAGUAUUCCUUCAACUAUUGGAAUCAUCUCCCUGCACGAACUAUCUUCCAAAAACGGAAAUAGCAAGAUUGAAAAUGAAUGUUCAAGAACUACAAAAAAAUCGAGAUAAAGGAAUAAUGGACAUGAACAACAUGACAAACUUUUUUGCGAUUCUCCUUCGUAAAUCUAUCGAAUCUGUUCUACUGGUUUUUGUAAGGAUUAUUGGAAAAUAUUUAUCGGAAACCAAUGGAAAAGAUCGAUUGACCCCAAUUUGCCUCGAACAUCUCAUUCAUAUUUGUCUAUUUGGGGAUGAACUUUGUCUAGAAGCUAUUCAAAAGAACUGCAUUUCUUCUGUCAUUAAAAUUAUGAAGAACGAUCAACCUCAAGAAAACACUCUUCGAUUUCUGUUGAGAACUUUAGCGAUAUUAUGUGGAGUUUCGAAAGGUGCACUUGCUUUGCUUACGCAAGGAGGACUGGAUAUUGUGGUGGAUCGCCUUCUGUCCAUCUCAUCUUCAAUUUGCUCAGUAGAAGCGGCUGGGAUAUUGACUCAACUUACGAAUCCACAAUCUGCUUUUAUUCGUUUGAACAACGUCGAUCCUAUCAUCUCUAGACUUUUGGAUUUGAUUGAUCAAUGCAAGUCUGGAGACUCCUUGUUGUUGGCCACGGCAGCUUUGAACAAUGUAACCCUUCAGCAUCCGAAUGGUGUUGAUAUCAUGUACAGAAACAAUGCAAUUUGCCGUCUCAUUUCUGCUUAUAACCGAGAAAAUUGUGCCACAAUUUUUGUCCAAGAGCAAAUUGUCACAGCCUUCUCCCGUCUUGCCGCACGCCAUCUGGAUUACCAAAUGGUUGAGGAGAACUCAAUUCCAGUUCUCUUGGAAUUCCUCUCACUCACACAUCCAAUGCAUGGGGACUACUGUAGAAGAAUAAGAUACAAAGCUGCAGUUUGCAUUGGGACGUUAGCCAAUAGCGAUGUUGGUCUCCAAGCUUUGUAUGAUAAUAAUGCCUACGCGAUUCUCAGCAAUGUGUUAUAUGAUGACAACAAUACAUCCAACCCGUUUAAUAUGAUUUGUAAUAGUAUUCGUACCAAAUUGGAAACAAAGUUCCAAUCAGAAAGUGCUGUUUAA